Salarias fasciatus (jewelled blenny) is the source of this 3955-nucleotide messenger RNA. It is a transcript of the gene mcoln2, whose product is annotated as mucolipin TRP cation channel 2. Gene Ontology annotation, cellular component: membrane. Gene Ontology annotation, molecular function: NAADP-sensitive calcium-release channel activity. NCBI's taxonomy places the organism in Eukaryota, Metazoa, Chordata, Actinopteri, Blenniiformes, Blenniidae. Bases 84 to 1754 code for a protein of 556 amino acids. The transcript has 14 exons. The record is from RefSeq and is a predicted model, not a curated record.
GUUUCUCGUGCGCGGUCACAGUGCGUCUCUCCCGGGUGGGCGCCUCUCUCCACUCAUCUUCCUCACAGAAUAAUUAAUUAAUCAUGGAGCUAUUAGUUCGAUAUCUGGACCGGAGCAACUCAGUUAGCUCUGCCAUGACUCAAGAGACAAUCAAAGAGGAGAAGCUGAGAGAUGACCUGAGGUAUUACUUUAUGAGUCCCUGUGAGAAGUACAGAGCCCGGCGUCAUCUACCCUGGAAAAUGGGAGUCCAAAUUCUGAAAAUCAUUAUGAUCACCACACAACUGGUCCUGUUUGGCCUCAACAACCAACUGGUGGUUUCCUAUAAGGAGGAGAACACCAUGGCAUUAAAAAACCUUUUUCUAAAGGACUACAGUGGGGUGGAUGAGGAUGACUACUGCAUCGCAGUCUACACCCAGCAUGAUGUUUACGAGAGUCUGUUUUACGUCCUGGAUCAGUACAGCCAGCUGGGCGAACUCUCUGUCGGUCCCAUCAGUUACGCCGAGGAUGCAAAGGGGAAGCUGCUGCCUCUCAGCAUCUGCAAAGAAUACUACAAGAGAGGCAGCGUGGAGCCAUCAGACGAGACCUACGACAUUGACGCUCAGCUGGAGACGGUUUGUAUGUCUCAUGGUCCACUGACUGCCAACCAGUGGAAGGCCAACAAUUCCUCCUUCUUUGAUCUGGACUUUUACAGGCUGGUUGAUAUCAAAAUAACUUUCCAGUUGAAAGGAAUCAACCUACAGACAGUGCGCUCACGAGAGUUACCUGACUGCUACUCCUUCUAUGUUGCGAUAACUUUUGACAACCAGUGUCACAGUGGAAAGGUGAAACUCUUCCUGGACAUCGAUGCUCAGAGCAGCACCUGUCGGUACUGGAAGAUUUCUGGGACAGCUCAGAAGAACACGCACUAUCUGCUGGUCUUUGACGCUUUUGUUAUCCUGAUUUGCCUCACAUCGGCCGUGCUGUGCACACGCUCCAUCGUGCUGGCUGUCAGGUUACUUCAGAGAUUCUCCCGGUUCUUCCAUGAGAACUACAAUCGUAAAGUGUGUGAGGACGACCAGAAUGAGUUUCUAAACGGGUGGUACGUGUUGGUCAUUGUCAGCGACCUUCUGGCCAUAAUUGGAUCCAUACUAAAGAUGGAAAUACAAGCUAAGAGUCUCACAAGUUAUGACGUGUGCAGUAUCUUCCUGGGAACGUCUACUCUGAUGGUGUGGGUGGGAGUGAUCAGGUACCUGGGAUACUUCCAGAAAUACAACGUGCUGAUAUUGACCAUGAAAGCAGCCUUCCCAAAGGUCCUGCGUUUCUGCUGCUGUGCAGGCAUGAUCUACCUUGGUUACACCUUCUGUGGAUGGAUUGUACUUGGGCCGUACCAUGAGAAGUUUGAAGGACUGAGCCGCGUCGCGGAGUGCCUGUUCUCCCUGUUGAACGGUGACGACAUGUUCACCACUUUCGCCCAGCUGAAAGACAAAAACACCUUGGUGUGGCUCUUCAGCCGGGCGUACCUUUACUCCUUCAUCUCCCUCUUCAUCUACAUGGUGCUGUCGCUCUUCAUCGCUCUUAUCACUGAUGCUUACGAGACCAUUAAGAACUACCAGAAGAAUGGAUUCCCACUGACAGAUCUGCAGAAGUUUCUCAGAGAACAGAAGGACUUUCCAGUCAUAGAGGAUUGCAGUCAGACAGACGUUCACAUCAGAGGCUCCGUAAUCUGCUGUUGUCAACGAGUUCCAGUUAACGAUGACCUUAUUCUGAUCAGCUGACAUCAGUCCCGACCACACAUGAGAAGAUUCAGCGAGGAGGACGCAGGAAGCAGCACUUCACGUGUUUGAUAAAGAGCUGGACAUUAAAUGCUGUCACUGCAAAAUCCUGCAACGCAAAGUUACCUCUCUAGGAGUGGAACUUUUCAUUAUGUGCAAUAUGAAAGACCAAAUGAAUUUUCCUCACGUGUGUGAGUGACUAGAGCUGCAGAGCUGGGUUUAGCAAUAUUUAUUGGAAUUCAGGAAUUUUACUGGGCAUGAAAAAGUUUACCCAUGCAUUUCUUUGGCAGAGAAAGAUCUUUUUUGUUUGUCUGUUGCUAUAUAAAACGAUGCAAUGCAAUUUAAUGCAGUGUUAAAUGCAAUUUGUUCAUCAAGAGUUGAACUAAAGAUUCCAGUCAAGCAUAUUUCGCCUAAUUACAUGACUUUGAGGCACCAAUAAUGUAAAGUGUGAACAAACUUUAAUCACAGUGACUUUCCUGGAUGCUCAAAUAAAUGAAACGUUUCAGAGUUUUAUCUCAUCCACAGAAACAUUCUGUAACUGAAAUGAUCGCGAGGGAAGAUGGUUGUUUUGUUCACAACAAGUGCUUUAUGAGUCAACAUCAUCAUUUAAAGUACAGGCGAGUUAGCAUGUUUGGACAAGCUGAUAUAAAGUGUGAACACUGUGCUUCAUAACUUGAUUAAAUCAAAUGUGUUUCCUUCCCCUGUGUAAUUUGAUCGGGCUUGUUUGGAGGGCGUAACCUCCUGCCAUCUGGUGGGCUGUCGCUCUUUGUUGUUUUCCAAAACGUCUGAGUAACUCAGUGGCCCAUUACUUCUAAUAAUGAUACAUGUCAUAAAGUACCAACCCUCAGAAAACGCUUCCUUUGUGGCAGUGCUGAUGUUAUGGUUGUAAGAUUUGAUCUCAGAUGAUGACUUCAAGUCUAAACUGACACCAGAGUAAAGCAGAUCCUUGUUUUGAAAACAAGAACAGGCUUUUUUAUUCGAGGAUGUCCUUUGAACAAGUCUGUGCAGUUCAUCUCAUGUUAGCAAACACUGCUGUUGCUUUUCUCCACACCGUUAAUUAACACAGUCAACAUCUGCAUAUCCUGUGUCAAACAAAACAGAUAAAAGUAACAAUGAGCACUGAAGAAAAUACACAUUUUUUUAAUGCUUUUAUUGAAUGUAAAUGAAUAGAAAAUCAAAUCGGCACAAGACAAAACAACCGUCUUUAAUCUGAAAGGCAGUUGUGUUGAGUGCCAAUGAUAUAUCUAUCAAAGUCCAAGUUUAACUGACAGGAAACAGCAAGAGGAAAGGGUGACAGUUAUGACUGAACCUACACAGUGAUGUUUUCUGUUGUAAGCAGGGUUGCACCAUUUGUGUUUUGGAUCACAGCAGCUAGCAUCUUACAAUUAACCCAUUUUUGGCAGAAGCUAAAGGACAAAGUGACUCAACACAGUUACCUACUCUAUAGCAGAUUAAAUUAAAUUUUAAAAUGUCUUUACAGAUAAAGUGGCACUGGGUUGGAACACGUGUUGACAUGUUAGUUGAUUCUGCACAUUUGUGAUUAACAAAAAACAGUCAUAAACUGAACUUAUACACAAAAUGUUUUUGUAAUCAGAAAACUGUAUUUUCAAUUUCCCAUCUCAUUUUGUGACUUCGAUAGAGGAAAUUUUCAUAAUUGAUUACGCCUGUUUCUGGAUAACAGUGGUGCAAGCUGAAUGUACAGCCUACAUUCUAUAUUCACCUUUUUGCUGUAUUGUGCACUUUCUUAUAAGAAUAACAUACUGAUUUUUAUUUAUUUUUUAUUUUUCAGCCUUUCGUUUGAUCAUUCUUUUCUUUUUUGUUUUGUAUACUUUCAAAUUCAUCUUUUGGAAAAAAAAUGCUUAAUACAUAAAAAAACAUAAUUCUUGCAUUGCCUUUAAAUGAAUGAAAUUAUCUCAUGUAAAUGUGACAUUGUAGUGCAAAGAAUAUCAGCCAACAAGCAAAGACAAAGGAAAUCACCUCAUUUUCUAACACUGUUUCCCUGGCAUUGAGCCUUUUUUCAUGUCUUGUUUUUACUUUGUCUUCUUUACAGAGUUAAUUACUGUCGGUACAGAAUACAAUACACGUCUUCAGAUUUGUUUUUGGCAGAUCAUGUGUGCAAGUUAUAAAUGUCCACAGUGUGUAGACCAUUGUGGGUGGGAUUGAUCCACUGGUUGAAUCGGAAAAUAUUGUUUCAUAUAAACCCA